Molecule: messenger RNA, 300 nt
Organism: Postia placenta MAD-698-R-SB12
Lineage: Eukaryota; Fungi; Basidiomycota; Agaricomycetes; Polyporales; Adustoporiaceae
Exons: 2
Coding region: 1-300 (99 amino acids)
Molecular function (GO): RNA nuclease activity
Source: RefSeq, a predicted model, not a curated record
AUGACUGAUCACGACUCGAAUGUCGCUAUCUUUUGGGAUUACGAGAACUGUACACCUUCAAGUGCAGCCCCAGGGUACGAUGUCGUUGAGAAUAUCCGUCAGAUUGCACACAAAUACGGGAGCGUGAAACUGUUCAAAGCAUACCUCGAGAUAUCCGAGCAGCCGUCGCCAAAUUCAAACCGCUUGCGUUCCGAGCUAGUGUCGUGCGGUGUAUCGCUGACGGACUGCCCUCACAAUGGAAGGAAGGAUGUCGCCGACAAGAUGAUGAUAGGUGGGCUUUUCCAGUUUCUCGCUUGUUGA